AUGUUCGUCUGGCCACUGCCUCUGGGAGAGUUCCACGAACUCUUCGGAACCAUCGAGGACGCGAUGAUGACGGUCAUGAUGCGCAGGCUCGGCAUCUCCCACAGGGCGUUGGGCAUACAGGCCGCCGAGACUUGGACGCCCGAGCACGGCGUGACGGAGCAGGAGGCCACGGGCAGGGCGUACGACGUGCAGUCCAAGGUGUUGCAAGACAAGGUGGCAAACGGAGAGACGGUCAACUUCGAGGAGGGGGGCCUACGCCAUGUGGCGGUCUUUGCGGCGUCGGUCAAACUGUGGGGAACGGAAGGCAAGCUGAGCAACAAGGAGCUGACGAAGGGCUUCGCGGCUUUGUGGAGCGACGUGGUGAUGACUCGCUCUCCACAGCAGCUGGCAGCUUUGGUGCCAUACUUCCGAUGGGAGGUGAACAAGGGCAAGCCCGACAAGGGCAAGGGCAAGGGCACGGGCGGCAGCACGCAGGAGCAGCAGGAGCAGCAGCAGCAGUCGGCGGCGCUGCUCGGCGAGGCAAUGGCGGACAUCAAGGGGGUGUACAAGGUUGGGUCGGGGAGGCCUCGCGCCACGCUGGACUUGUCGGCGGAGCCGCCGAACGGUGUGGCCGGCCUGGGCGAGGGCUGCCUGCGCACCUGGCCGCAGCAGGAGCCGUCGUGGCCGCUGGUCGGCGAGGCCCGGCUCGGCGGCGUGGCGCGCGCGCGCAGGCCUGCGCGGCCCGGCGCGCGCUGGCGGGCCGCGGCCUGGUGCCCCGCGGUCGCGCUGCUGGCGUGCACGGGCGCGGGCCUCGCGGCCUGGCGCUCGCCGCGCACGGGGGCGGCCGGCGUCCAGGAGGCGCGGGUCGCACGCUUCGUCGAGGUGGCCCCAGGCUGCGCCGGUGGCGCGGCGAGCGUCGGGGCCGGUGCAGCCCGGAUCUGCGCUGCCCCCGCCCCGCUGCCGCUCGAGUGGGGGGACGAGGGCGCGGGCGUGCCAGCGCGGCAGCCGCAGGAGGACUCGCGGCUCCUGGAGCGCCUCUCGCAGCGCCUCGAGGGGCUCGACGCCCCAGGCCUCGGGGAGGCCCUCGGCGCCCUCGGGCGCCUGCGGCUCGUGGACGCGCGCGACGUGCUGGCCUUCCGCGAGACGUGGACGGACGAGGACACGGCCACGCUGCGGCGGCUGCAUGGCGGCGCGGGCGAGGGCAAGGCCGCGGCCGAGAGGCUCCUCGAGCGGCUGCCCAGCGUGCGGGACUUCGCGGACCUCGUGGGCGGGCAGCCCACCGCCAUGCUCAUCAACGCGGGGAAGCUCAAGUUCUCCGAGCUCGCAGUGGGAGCCGCGGCCAGGGACGUGGUGGUGUGCUUCAACGAUUUCGUCGGCGUCAGACCAAGCCCUGGACCAUCUCACACCAAGAUGGCGAUCCUGGAGGCGUGCGGCGCGCUCGGCUCUGAGACGCCAGACACCCUGCAGUUCGAGGUAGACAUCGCGGGAACGAUGGACGGCUACUGCAGCAUGUUUGACGAGACAGGCCAUGAGAAGAGUGGCCGGGUCGUUUACAUGUUCAGACCGACAGCCGCAUGUGCAUUACAAGCCGAUGGAGUUCGAUUCACUCCGGCCUUUCUGUUCUACUGGUUCGUCGGGCGCCUCUUCGGAGAGUUGGACAUGUUCGGCUUCGAAGAGCCCGACCUGAACGACCCAGACUAUUCGUUGCUGUUCUUCCAGCACCUCGUGUACACGACGGCAACAGAACCGACGCCCCCGUCACCAGAGCCGACGCCGGCAUCGCCGCCACCGUCGUCCGCGCAGGCACCGACGUUGAAGUCAUGGUCAUGGUCGAAGCUUCGGCCUUCGGCUCCCGCACCGCCGACGCCAACGCCUCCAACGCCCGCGCUUGAGCCUACCGCGCCUCCGACGAUGGCGCCUCCCAUGCCCACGCCACCGCCACCAGAGGCUGAGGAGGCCGACGGAGAGCCCACUGCAACGGCGACGACGGAGACCACGGGCACGAGCACCACGACCCCCGCGCCGCCGCGGGGCAGGUGUGCGGCGAUCGCGCGCGACGCCUUCGAGGGUUCCAUCGAGCGCUCUGGCCUUUGCCCCGAGCAGGCGGACUUCCAGGCCCCGCAGCACUUGACACGCGAGCGCAUUGCCACAUCGGAUGACGACCUCCUCAUGCGCCUGCGAGAGUACAUGGACGCGCAUGACGAUGAUCCGCGCAGGGAGAGAUUCGAAGAGGCACUGGCGGCGUUGGAGCGCUGGAAGCACAUCAACGCAGGAGACCUUCUGGCGUUCCGGGAGACAUGGACCCACGAGGACACCGAGAUUUUGCGCAGGCUGGACGACAGUGACGGCGGCUUUGCGGACGGCAGGCUCACCACGGAGGGCGUGCGACAGAAGUUGCCCACGGCGGCAGAUUUCACCUACCUGGUGAGGGAUCGUCCCGUCGCAAUCGUGGGUGCCGCGGAUGGACUGCAGGUAUCGGCGUUCGGGCCAGAGAUAGACCGUCAUCCCGUCAUUGUGCGCUUCAACGAUCACGUCAAAGAGCAUUUACGCCCCGAGACAACCGGUCUGAGGACCACGGUCCACGUUUCUUGCGACAUCGCGGAGCCUUUGCGCGACCCCGACGUGGCGGAGUUCGACAUGGAAACGUUGAAGCCUUGGGCGUCAUACUGCAACAAGAUGCACAGGGGCGGCCGCAUGAGCUUCCGAGGUCCCAACGUGACGCUCGGUUUCAUGAUUCGACCGACGGCAAUAUGUGCCCUGGGCACAGCUGCAGCCCAGUUCACCCGCGGGUUUCUCUUCUACUGGUUCGUCGGGCGCAUCUUCAACGAGGUGGACCUUUACGGCUUUGACGGGGACGGCCACUACGACAGCAGCGGGCAGGUUUGGGAGGGCUACUUGGAGUUCGAGCACCUGGUGUAUUCCCUUGCCGUGGCUGGCACCGGGCAUGGUUCCGACGUCAACCGCAGGACCACGAGCCAGUGGACCACCUCCACGACCACGUCGACCUCUGCGCCGCGUGACCCGGGUGACGUCACCGAGGUCUCUGUGGCGAAGGCGUGA
This is a messenger RNA of Prorocentrum cordatum, 3039 nucleotides long. Lineage: Eukaryota; Dinophyceae; Prorocentrales; Prorocentraceae. The record is from the annotation of a GenBank genome assembly.